CUGUUAUUGGAACUGAAAAUCCAUGGAUUGAAGCAGCAUUACUUGAAUAUAAUGCAUCAAGUGUUACAACGAUUGAAUAUGCAACUAUUCAUUCGAAUAUUCCUCGUCUAUUUACGAUAACACCAAUGGAUUUUGCAAAAAAACAGCAGAAUAAUAAAAGUCGACGACAAUUAUUUGAUAGUGUAUGGUCAUAUAGUAGUAUUGAACAUGAUGGUCUUGGUCGAUAUCGAGAUCCAUUUAAUCCAUAUGGUGAUUUUCAGACAAUGGUAAAAAUAACAUGUAUUCUUAAACCUGGAGGAUUUCUAUUUUUGGGUGUACCACUUACCGUUCAAGAUCUAAUCCAAUUCAAUUUACAUCGUACAUAUGGACCUAUUCGUUUACCACUUUUAUAUCGAAAUUUUCACAUUGUUGAAAUGUUAGGCACAGCAAUGGAAACAACAAGAGGCUCCUUUGCUGCUCAACAGUUUGUUGUUUUGCAAAAUAAAAUAGGAUGUAAAACUUCCUAG
Molecule: messenger RNA, 506 nt
Organism: Rotaria sp. Silwood2
Lineage: Eukaryota; Metazoa; Rotifera; Eurotatoria; Philodinida; Philodinidae
Source: the annotation of a GenBank genome assembly